CUCUCUCGCCAUCGAGUGCGGUUCGAAUUCUAAACUAAUCGAAUGGAUACUUACGGAUGCGGUAGGCGGCCGAUGGAUCAUCACCGAGGACGGGACGCUACGUUACCCGAUUACGUUCAAACAGUCGUCGUUAAAGACUCGAAAGGAUUGGAGAAGAUCCUACUGUUGCCCAAAGCGCUUGAUCUGGACCGGCCCAAACGCAGCCGGACGGCCUUCGCCAAAUGGCAGCUGGACGCCCUAGAAACGACGUUUGGCUCUCAUCCGUAUCUGGUUGGCGAACAAAGGACUUUAUUGGCCCGUCGUCUAGGCCUUUCUGAAACCCAAAUCAAAGUGUGGUAUCAAAACAGGCGGACCAAACAGCGGAAGGAAGGACAUCCGUCCGUGAGCGGAUCGGACGAUCAGCCAACGAAUAAGAAUCCCUCAAAGGAAGAACCGAUUCAAUUACAUCCGCCAUCAUCAUCGUCUGUGAUACAAGAAACGAGCGGAUCGCCUCCGGAGACGCAAUGGCAACGACAUCAUCCGGCGGAUUUCUUCGGCCAGGCGUUCCAGCACUAUCAUCCAGCCAUGUAUCAACAGCUGAUGCAAUCCUAUUCAUCGCACGGUACCAAUGGAUUAAUGAACAGCGGUGCAAUACCUACGCCCGGAAGCCAUUCGAAUAGUGGCCCCUCUGCCCCGCCGGCCUCAAUGUCAACCGAUCGAGGACAUCAUCAUCACAUUCAUCGAGUCUACUGAACACAAAACAUAAAGGAAUAAAUACC
Molecule: messenger RNA, 758 nt
Organism: Daphnia carinata
Lineage: Eukaryota; Metazoa; Arthropoda; Branchiopoda; Diplostraca; Daphniidae
Product: ventral anterior homeobox 2-like
Exons: 3
Coding region: 43-732 (229 amino acids)
Biological process (GO): brain development; central nervous system development; regulation of DNA-templated transcription
Molecular function (GO): DNA-binding transcription factor activity, RNA polymerase II-specific; DNA binding
Source: RefSeq, a predicted model, not a curated record